AUGAAGUUCGCUUCCCUUUCACUCCUUGCGCUGGGCGCUCUUCUCCCGGAAUGGGCCAACGCCGAGCUCUCCGGCAGCGUCGGACCGACCACUACUCGGGCAGCCAAGGCGGCCAAGAAAACGUGCAAGAUCACGGACUACGGCGCCAAGACCGGUGCCACCGGCGACAUUGGCGCCGCUCUCAAGUCCGCGUGGGAUGCCUGCAAGACUGGCGGAGAGAUCGUGAUCCCGGAGGGAGAAUGGGGUCUUGGCACAUGGCAGACGCUCUCGGGAGGUACUGGCGUCUCGAUCAACCUCGAGGGCACCAUCUACCGCACCGGUACUGCUGGCGGCCACAUGAUCAUCGUCCAGAAGUCUACCGAUGUUGAAUUCUACAGCGGCAACUCCAAGGGUGCCAUGCAGGGCUAUGGCUAUGAGUUCCAUAAGCAGGGCAAGGGUGUCUACGGACCCCGACUCCUGAGAUUCGUCUCUGUCACCGACUUCAGCGUCCACGACAUUGCUCUCGUCGAUUCCCCCGCUUUCCACAUCAUCCUGGACAGCUGCAAGAACGGCGAUGUUUACAACAUGAUCAUUCGUGGAGGAAACGAGGGAGGUCUCGAUGGCCUCGACCUGAUGGCUGCCACCAACGUGCACGUUCAUGACAUUGAGGUCACCAACAAGGAUGAAUGUGUCACCGUCAAGAACAAGUCUAGCCACGUUCUCGUCGAGGACAUUUUCUGCAACUGGUCUGGUGGCUGUGCCAUCGGUUCCCUGGGCGCCGACACUGCCAUCUCCGACAUCACCUACCGCAACAUCUACACCGUCAACUCGAACCAGAUGAUGAUGAUCAAGAACAACGGCGGUGACGGUGUCUUCCAGAACUCCCGCUUUGAGAACUUCAUCGGCCACGGCAACGCUUACUCCCUCAAGAUCGACUCCGCCUGGGCUGGCCAGAGCAAGGUCUCCGGCAACGGUGUGGAGUACAAGAACCUGACUUUCUCCAACUGGAAGGGUACUGCUGCCAACGGCGCCUCCCGCGGCCCUGUUGUCGUUCUCUGCGCGGCCGCGGUCCCCUGCGAGAACAUCGACGUCUCCGGCAUCAACAUCUGGACCGACGCCGGUUCCUCCAUCGUUGACAAGUGCAGCAACGCAUUCGGCAAGGGUCACUGCCUCCGUACUGGCUCUGGCACCUACACCAGCACUGCGACCACCAAGACUGUCGCCGGCUACGAGGCUACCACCAUGCCUGGCCAGAUCACUGCCGGCUUGGGUCUCACGGCUUCCAUCCCGAUCCCGGCUGUGCCCACCACCUUCUUCCCUGGCCAGAAGCCCAAGACUGCUCUGCUUGGCUCUGCCUAA
Colletotrichum karsti is the source of this 1338-nucleotide messenger RNA. RefSeq lists its product as uncharacterized. Gene Ontology annotation, molecular function: polygalacturonase activity. Gene Ontology annotation, biological process: carbohydrate metabolic process. NCBI's taxonomy places the organism in Eukaryota, Fungi, Ascomycota, Sordariomycetes, Glomerellales, Glomerellaceae. The record is from RefSeq and is a predicted model, not a curated record. The coding region runs from base 1 to 1338 and encodes 445 amino acids. The transcript is spliced from 5 exons.